GAGAAAAGAUAAGGGCGGAAAAGGAGGAUUCGGCCUUUCUUUCAUUGCUGUGUUUAUUGUGAUUGAACUGGACGCAUCUUUGAGCCAAUAGCAAACACUUAACUGGAGGAUUGAGGUGACGAAAAAAUAUGAGAAACCUAAAAAAAAUAAAUGAAUUUGAUACACUAGCGGUAAAUGAGUUCAGAUAUAUGUUGUAUUGAUUGGUGCUUCUGGCUAAGUGUUUGCUAGUUUCCACAAGGCUGCUGCGUUUUCACUCCAAACCAGAGAUCUGGAGGCCAGCUUGGGAGACUGGGAUUUGUGGUCAAGCAGGAAAGAGACAUCCUACUCUCGCUCCUUUGAGUAAAGAGGGGGAGGUCUGAUUUAUGUCAUUAACCAAUGACACAAGAGGAGAGAGACUGAUUUUCAGAGAAGAAGACACACCAAGGAGAAACGCUCCAAAGGCUACUGUUCCAGUCUUGGCAAUAGAACCGGGGGAGCGUCUUCAGGAUCUUCAAAGGUUUCGAUUCGAGGCCUGGAACAGGAGCGGACUUUUCUCUCUCGGUCGAAGGAGUUUCCACGGUCAUCAUGGCAUCCCUAGGGUGGAGCUGUAUGACCAGCUUCUUGACUUACGAGACCAACAAGUCUGUGGUGGUGAAGAGCUGGUCUUUGGGGAUCAUUAACCGGCUGGUGCAGCUGAUGAUCAUCUCGUAUUUUGUCGGCUAUGUCUUCCUCUAUGAGAGAGCUUACCAGGAGGCCGACACAGCCAUUGAGUCAUCAGUCAUAACUAAAGUCAAAGGCUUUGGCAAACUGGAAAACAAUGUGAUGGAUGUGGCUGAUUACAUCUACCCUCCUCAGGGCGAAGGCGUGUUUAGCAUCAUCACUACAGUCAUAACCACGCACAACCAGUUCCAAGGAAUCUGUCCAGAGAUUGAUGAAAAGUUUAAUUGUAGCACAAAUGCAGAGUGCACUAAACAUCUCAACUCCGUUCUGACUAACGGUAUAAUUACAGGCGUGUGCAACACAUCCGUUGGUACCUGUGAGAGUGAAGGAUGGUGUCCAGCAGAGAAUGACAGUGUGAAGAUAAAACCAAUGGCUGAAUUUGUGAACUUCACCAUUUACAUCAAAAACAGCAUUCGCUUCCCCCUCUACAAUGUCACCAGAGGAAAUUUCCCUCCCACAAUCGAGCCCAAGAAAUGCAUACAUGACAGGAUCUCAAACUCUCUCUGUCCCGUCUUUCGAGUGGGGGAUAUUCUGAAUCAAACUACGCACAAUGUGACUGAGCUGGCAGAAAAGGGUGGGGAAAUAGGAAUAAAUAUUGAGUGGAUGUGUAACCUGGACCAAGAUGUUGAACUCUGUCUUCCUAAAUAUUCUUUCACCAAACUGGAUGCUCCGUUUGAAAAAAGCAAAAUCUCCAAAGGGUACAACUUCAGAUUUGCCAAAUACUACAAGACAGCAGAUGGAACUGAAUUUCGGACUCUUCACAAAGCAUAUGCAGUUCGUUUUGAGGUUAAAGUGACUGGCACAGCAAGAAAGUUCAGCUUAAUUCCGACAGUGAUCAAUGUGAUGGCGGCGUUGACCUCGAUUGGGAUGGGUACAAUUCUCUGUGAUAUCAUCUUACUGAACUGUUUAAAAGGAGCUCAGCAGUACAAAGAAAAGAAGUUUGAGGAGGUGUCAGAAGCUCAGAUUCGUGCGUCUCUCACUCCAAGCCCAGGAAGUCAGCUGUCGGUCAGACGAGGAAACAAUUGCUACUCUGACUCUGGAGCCAUUUCCAUCUCUACCGAUUACUGAUAAUAGCAAUCUGAAGAAACUGCAAAAACCUCGUGGUUUUUUCUGUAUCUUUACUCUGAUCUGUCAGGAUUAAGUAGGUUUUAUAUGUUUACCAAGGUGGGUACAUUUGGUCAACAUUGCUUUUAACUUUACAGUCUAGGAAGGUAAGGUAAUGUGACCUGUAUGUGGUUUACAGUAGUUAGCGGCAAACGGAAGUUGACUUUAGCCAAAGCCAGAUAAAGAUUCCCCCUUGGAAAAGUUCUAUGGACUUUUCCACAAUUAGUGACUUUAUUACAAAAAACGUUAAUGUUAUUGAUUGUGCUUUUGUGUCAUAGACCAACAUAAAGUAUCGUAAUAAAGAAGAUGAUGAAUCAAUCAUAAUUCCUUAUCAACAUUAAAAAAAGUUUACGUGCCAAUGUUCUCAUCCCCCCUUGAGUCAGCACUAGGACAUGCUUUUAGGGCAUGGCUCGACCAGCUUUGCACAUCAAGGGAUUGAUUGUACUCAUUCUUCAUCCAUUCUGUAUCCAUCUCUCUCUCUCUAAUGCGCGUCGCUCACAAUUAACAUUAAAGAUGGCGCUGUACGGUGUUGUGUUCCAUUGCUAAGGCGGAUAUUGGCUUUGUUAUGGCUGUUAGGAGCGUCCUCGGAGUCUUCCUUUAUAAUGAGCCCGCUUUGACCCAUGUGCAGAUCACAUUGAACGUGGAUAAAUAUUUAUGUAGAAUUUAUGUUGCAUUUCAUGUGCACCAAAAAUCAAAAAAGAGGAGCUGGGAAUGUUGUAAUCCUGAAAAAGGCGUUCCAAUUAACACAGUUGGAGAAAUUAAAACU
Fundulus heteroclitus (mummichog) is the source of this 2569-nucleotide messenger RNA. It is a transcript of the gene p2rx3a, whose product is annotated as purinergic receptor P2X, ligand-gated ion channel, 3a. Gene Ontology annotation, cellular component: plasma membrane; nuclear inner membrane. The coding region runs from base 565 to 1767 and encodes 400 amino acids. Gene Ontology annotation, molecular function: ATP binding; purinergic nucleotide receptor activity; extracellularly ATP-gated monoatomic cation channel activity. Gene Ontology annotation, biological process: response to ATP; monoatomic cation transmembrane transport. NCBI's taxonomy places the organism in Eukaryota, Metazoa, Chordata, Actinopteri, Cyprinodontiformes, Fundulidae. The record is from RefSeq and is a predicted model, not a curated record. The transcript is spliced from 12 exons.